UUGUGUUAAUUUGCUCGUAUGUUACGAGUUAAAAAUUUCCAAUCCUAUUUAUAAUCUAAAAACCACAUAAAAUAUGUCCUUUAACAAAGAUUUAAGACAAUUACUGAAACCAUAUUACUGGGUUAACAUUAUACUCAGCAUUUCGUACGUGAUAUCUAAGAGAACUAAUAUGAUAUGUGGUUAUUUAUUUCCCGAUUCUGAUUGUGAAUUAGAUAGCCGAGAAACGGAAAUCCUGUUCUUCUUGAUUAUUGUCGUGAUGCUGAGGACAAGGAAGGCGGGCAGUGUUACUAUGGUCAAUUAUCUUUCAUCCUCCUUUGUCUACACAAAGAUUGCCAAUUUAAUACUUUGGUUAUACGCCGACCCGAGAUAUGGUCUUCCAUAUGGGGCUAUUCUCAUUUUGGUGUCUCUGAUCCUGCCUGAACCGACUUACACGGGUCCUGAGCAUGUCAUAUACUUCCGAGGACAUCAAGUGCUUGAGGAAGAGUUAAAACAUCACAAGAAUAUCACAUGGCUAGUCUGUCUGUACGCUGCGUGGCACCCCGCCUGUGUUAACUUUGCACCAGUUUUUGCAGAACUCUCUGCUAGUUAUAAUCUUGAAAACUUUAAAUUUGGAAAGCUUGAUAUUGGAAGAUACCCAGAAGCAGCAGCGAAGUACAGAAUACAAGACGGUCCGACAAGCCGUCAGCUACCGACUGUACUGCUGUUGAGUGAUGGUAAAGAGAAAAUGAGGAGACCGCAUGCAGACUCAUCUGGGAAGUUACAAAAAUUCCUGUUUUCGAAAGACAAUGUGAAAGCAGCCUUCGACCUUGACGGGAUUUAUCAAGAGUCCAAAGAGAAGUUAGCGAAUUUGAAGUCUGUCAAGAAAACCGAAUAGACUACAGCAGACGUUAGACCAGGCCCAUAUAAAAAGUUAAUUUUUACUAGUUCCUAGGUAGUAAGCUAUUUAAAUGUGUUAUUAAAAUGUCUUCAUAGUCUAUGCGAUCCUUUUUUAUGACUGCCUCGAUGAUCUACUGGCUAGAUAUGAGGGUGCAGAUCCCGAGCUCCCAGGUUCAAACCCUGGGUCGGGCCAAUAAAAAGUUAUUGGGUCAAUCAGUCGAAAAUUCUCAGUAGCAGCCCGGAGCCUGGAAGUUGGAAGGGUGUGUGUGUGCCUCGGAAAGCCCGUGAAAUCGCUAGUCCUGAGAGUGGAUAAUGAGUGAGCAAGAAGGUCGAGGUCGUUUAUUUGUUUUUAUCUCCUGUGGUUGAUAUAUAUAUAUGUGUUGGAAUUAAUCAUCCAAAGGUUGCUUAGUAUGAAUAUCUCCCUUUUGUACAAUCUUAUAUAUAAUGGCCUUAGUAUAUAUGUUUGAGAUGAAACAUUAAAACACUUGGACCCAUUUGACCGAUCACCGUGACAUUUAACAAUGUAUUUAUUCAUCGUUUUUAUACUAUCCACUUUAUUGCUAGAUAACUCACCACUAGACACUGCAGCAUCACAUCGACAGUGGUAUAUAUAGACAGACCAGACAAUGUUUGCCGGGUUUUGCUAUUAUUAUUGUACGAUUAUAUAUUCAAUUAGCCCUUUAGAAAUUAACUGAAAGACUUUGAAAUGUAGUAGUGGAUAAUAUGUACGUAUUGUAUUUGUGACUAAGAAAUGAUUUGAUGUGUAGGAGUGCACCAACUGCUUUAAUUAUAUUUAACUUGUGAGCUGUGUCAAUGAAGAAAUCACUUACCCUCUAAACCGGAACACAACAAUAUUAUACCAAGUAUUGGUAUUUGUCAGCGGAAUAUGUGAUGAGUAGGGAUGGUAUCGAGUAUCGAACCAGAUGAGAUGCAUUGCAUUUAAAUAUUUACAAAAAAUAACCCUUAUAUUCUAUUGUAAUUUACUGAUAUAUUGCAUUAUUUAAUUUAAAAAUAAUAUUAAGAUAAAUGAAUCUCAUUACAUUGUUAAAAGUGUUAUUGUAUUUUAUUCAUCAUUUUGACCCACUGUUAGAACAUGUGAAUCAGUAACAAAGAUUUUGUGUUCGUUCUAGUCAAUAAUCAAACAACAAAUGAUGGAGAACAUGGGAACACCUGCAUGUGUCAUAUAAUAUUCCACUGUGUAUUCUACAACUCGAACUAAAGCAGUAUGGUGAAAUAAGCUUUUUUAUAACCACCACCUCACGUCUACCACCACCUUGCAAGUUGGUUGCCGGCCUGUGAGGAAAUCUUGGUACCCAAGUCGGUCCAUCCCCUAUUAAGAGCUGAAGAAUUUGCCUGAAUAUUUGUCCAGCAGCGGAAUAAUUAUAGGCUGUUUGGUAUAACUUAACUGUUCUGUUGUCCCUUUUUUUUUUUUAUUGACACAUGUCAUAAUAAUUAUGUUUCAUAAAGUUGUUAUUGUUGAAAAUUGUGUGUAUUGUGCAAAAUACUAUAAGGAAAGAAUAAAUUAAGGAAAUUGA
Molecule: messenger RNA, 2411 nt
Organism: Nymphalis io (European peacock)
Lineage: Eukaryota; Metazoa; Arthropoda; Insecta; Lepidoptera; Nymphalidae
Product: thioredoxin-related transmembrane protein 2 homolog
Exons: 4
Coding region: 74-874 (266 amino acids)
Cellular component (GO): cytoplasm
Molecular function (GO): oxidoreductase activity, acting on a sulfur group of donors, disulfide as acceptor
Source: RefSeq, a predicted model, not a curated record